GCCGCCGCCGCCGCCGCCGCGCUGGACCCCGGGCCGCCACCAUGCGCCGCCUCCCGCGGGCCGCGCUGCUGCCGCUGCGGCUCGCCCUGCUCGUGGCCGCCGGGGCCCCCGAGGCGCCGGUGAGCGCGCCGCGGAGCCUGGUGUGGGGGCCCGGGCUGCGGGCGGGCGUCGUGCUGCCCGUCCGCUAUUUCUACCUGCAGGCCGUGAGCUCGGAGGGCCACAACCUCACUCGCUCGCCGCCAGGUCAAACACUAUUCAAAGUAGUAAUCAAAUCUCUUUCACCUAAAGAAUUAGUCCGGAUUCACGUCCCCAAACCUUUGGACAGGAAUGAUGGGACAUUUUUGAUGCGAUAUAGGAUGUAUGAAACUGUCAGCGAAGGGCUGAAGAUAGAGGUCCUUUAUGGUGAUGAACAUGUGGCUCAGUCUCCUUAUAUUUUGAAAGGACCAGUGUACCAUGAGUACUGUGAGUGUCCUGAAGAGGAUCCUCAGGCCUGGCAGAAAACUCUUUCUUGUCCAACCAAGGAACCACAGAUUGCAAAGGAUUUCGCUUCCUUCCCCAGCAUCAAUCUCCAGCAGAUGCUAAAUGAGGUUCCAAAAAGGUUUGGGGAUGAGAGGGGUGCCAUUGUUCACUACACGAUUCUCAAUAACCGUGUCUACCGGAGAUCUUUAGGGAAAUACACAGACUUCAAAAUGUUCUCAGACGAGAUUUUGCUGUCACUGGCAAGAAAGGUCCUUCUCCCCGAUAUAGAAUUUUAUAUUAAUCUUGGAGAUUGGCCUCUGGAGCAUCGAAAAGUCAAUGAAACCCCUGGCCCUUUACCUGUCAUUUCAUGGUGCGGCUCCUUGGAUUCACGGGAUGUUAUCCUUCCCACGUAUGACAUCACCCACUCCACACUCGAAGCAAUGAGGGGUGUCACCAAUGAUCUCCUCUCUAUUCAGGGAAAUACAGGGCCUUCCUGGAUCAAUAAAACAGAGAAAGCCUUCUUCAGAGGUAGAGAUAGCCGAGAAGAGAGGCUCCAGUUGGUACAGCUGUCCAAGGAAAAUCCAGAGCUCCUAGAUGCAGGAAUUACAGGAUAUUUCUUUUUCCAAGAGAAAGAAAAGGAGCUUGGAAAAGCUAAAUUGAUAGGUUUCUUUGAUUUCUUUAAGUACAAGUAUCAAGUGAAUGUGGAUGGGACCGUGGCAGCUUACAGAUAUCCGUACCUCAUGCUGGGCGACAGUUUGGUUUUGAAGCAGGACUCGACAUAUUAUGAACAUUUCUAUGUGGCACUGAAGCCUUGGAAACAUUAUGUUCCAAUUAAAAGAAAUCUCAGUGAUUUACUAGAGAAAGUUAAGUGGGCCAAGGAAAAUGAUGAAGAAGCCAAGAAGAUUGCAAAAGAAGGGCAAUUGGCUGCUAGGGAGUUGCUGCAGCCCCACCGGGUUUACUGCUAUUAUUACAGGGUGCUCCAGAAAUACGCUGAGCGCCAGUCCAGCAGACCCGAAAUACGUGAUGGGAUGGAACUCGUUCCUCAGCCAGAUGAUAACACGUCCCUCUGCCAGUGUCACCGGGAAGGACCUUUCAGAGAAGAGCUCUGAGUCAGCUCACACGGACACUCCUGUGAAUGCCAGUGACACAGCAAUGCACGCCUUCGGACAGAGGCCGCGCUGUAGGCAGCGCGGUGCUGGAGACACGUGGACGGGCGGAGCAGGAUGCGAGCAAGUAUCACAGGCCUCUUUGAAUAUUCUUCUCUUUUGUGUAAAAACUGCUAUCAUCAAUAUCACAGUUGCUCUAAACAGAAAACUUGCGGGUCAUAGCAGACAGGCUUGCCAAAAUAGAAAUCACUGUAAAAAAAAAAAAAAAGAAAUCACUAUGAAAUGAUGUAUACCAUAUUUCUUAGUUUGUUGCUAUCCCUUGUUCACUUUCCCUCUCCCUCUUCCAAUUAUGAAGAAAAACCGUUUGUGCAGGGUUCUUCCCCGCUUACUGCGUAAUUUCACCUCCUACAAGCUGCUUUGGACAUUGAGUAAUAGCAAGCCUCCUCUUGGAAGGUCUGAUAAGAAUAGUUAAGGAAGAAAAGGAUGGCUCCCUUGUUAAAGGUAGCUUGGAGACUGUGGAGGCCACGGUUUUUAAAGCUCACUCGUAUCUUUUUAGCUAAGUUUUAUCAAGGACUGAGACAAAAUUAAGGAGAAAUUAUGCCAUAAGCUAGUAAUUCCCAAUCUAUCUGGGUGGUACACCCAUCAAGGACAACAUAAUUAUUAGUAGAUGAGAACUUUCUGUGGGUACCACUCAUUAUCUAUGUAUUGAAUAGAUGGAAGGUAACUACAGUCAGGUGGGGAUCUCUAGUACUUUUUUGAAUCUUUAAAAGGGACACUUGAAAACAUCUGCCAGAAGCAGCAGUAAGCCUGGUACCUUGGGAUUCACCAAUAAGCUGAUAAGAAAGGCAAGCAUCCUGAGUGCACCCCUCCUCUGUUUCAGUGAAUUGCUACAAGAAAAACUUUGGAAAUUUCCUUUGCCUUUUUGGACAGGGUCAAAACUUAAAGACUUAUAGCCCAGAGAUUCAUUACACACUCCUUGUAAAACCACCAAUCCAAGAUUCACUCCACUAAAGAACACACUCCCGAAGCAAGAGCUAGCUACACUCCCAGUAUAAAAAUAUUUACUCCCCUAAUUGAAAUAUUUACUUAAUCUGAGAAACAAUGUAACCACUUUAAGGUAGUCAUAUCCUUUUAUGAAGGUUCAAGAAGAACACAGAAUUGUGUAACUAGACAAGAGCAAAACCACAUUUAGGAGAACAGAAUCGUCAAAACCAAGUACCCAAGGAAAACACCCACCAAUUGUACACCCACAAAAGUACAAGGUCACGAGUAUAAAAUAAAGGGCAGCUGUACUAGGACCAUACACUAAUGAAUCCAUGUCCUGCAUAUAUUGUACAUGGAGUCUGGGGCUUGUCAAAGCUGAGAUUAUUGAAAGAAAAUUUGCCUUCCUUCACACCAGCCUGCCCACCAACCCCAGGUCCUUCCUUGUGGCUGAUGGCAUCUUGUUAGAAACAUCUUAAAUUUUUAUUUUUUUUUAUUUUUUUUAUUUUUUUAUUUUUUAUUUUUUUAAAGAUUUUAUUUAUUUAUUUGAGACAGAGAGAAUGAGAGACAGAGAGCACGAGAGGGAGGAGGGUCAGAGGGAGAAGCAGACUCCCCGCCGAGCAGGGAGCCCGAUGCGGGACUCGAUCCCGGGACUCCAGGAUCAUGACCUGAGCCGAAGGCAGUCGCUUAACCAACUGAGCCACCCAGGCGCCCACAUCUUAAAUUUUUAAAAUGUCUAUCAUCUGCUGCCAAACAAGCCUGAUAGUUAAAAGUGAACUGAGAUACACCACGCAGCUUCUGAGCUUAGAACAGGAAAAGGAUAUGUUUAAGAAAGUAAGUGGAGCCCUCAAAAAAUUCCAUAGGGAGUCAGCAGUCAAUCUAGAUAAUUUUCCAUCCACCCAGCACAGUCAUAGUCUUUAACAAGAGUUAGUUUUACAUGGCUUUCUGGUUUGUUGACACGAAUAUAACUUAAUAAAAUCGUUUUACUAAAACCCUGAUUUUUUUCCCUUCGAAUUCACACAAUAUCUACAUAUUCCAUUAGUUGUUUUUAAUACUUCAACUUUCCUUAAAAAAUCUGAUUUUUAAAAGGAAGAGAGGAAUAUGCAGGUAAAUACAAUAAGUGAAUUUAUCUAAAUAAGCUGCCAGCAUGUUUGUUGCUGUAUUGUUUUUAUUAGUAAAAUGUUGGAAGCACCUUGAUUAGCUCUCAUGAGGGAACUAGCUAAAUAGUUAUUGAUAUAUAAAGGAAUGUAAUACAACUAUUUUUAAAAAGCAGCCCUAAAUGUACUAUCAUGAAAGAUUUCCAUUACAGUAUUCAGUGAAAAAACUAAGUUACAGAACAACAUGUAUAAUGUGAAACCAUGAAUGUAAAAAACAAAAAUAUAUUUGUGUGGUUGAAAGUUUGGAAGGAUUUUACCACUAUCUGAGGAAGAGAUGGAGAGAAGGAAAUUUUUACUUUUUGCUAUAUACCUGUCUAUGAUAUUUGUUUUUGCUACAAGUAAGAAUCAGAUUGUAAAAUAAAGAAAAAUGUAAACCCAGGAAGACUGUAAGUGCACAAAAGAUAUAUAUAAGAAAAUGGAUAUUUAUAUUUUCCAUUAUGCUGUUUUUAAAUCUACUCUGUCUAGAAUUUUAUAUCAUGGGACAUAUUAUAUACACUUUUUAAAUGAAGUAAAUUUUCUAAAUAAAAUUUUGAAAAAGAUAAUUUCUGUUUUUAAGAAAGACUGUAACCACCAGGGGACCUGGGUGGCGCAGUGGAUUGAGCCGCGACUCUUGGUUUCGGCUCAGGUCAUGAUCUCAGGGUCCUGAGAUUGAGCCCCGGGUGGGCUCCAAUCUCAGUGGGGAGUCUGCUUGAGAUUUUCUCUCUCCCUCUGCCCCUCCCCCUGCUUGCACAGGUGCUCUCUCUCAAAUAAAUAAAUAAAUCUUUUAAAAAAAUAAGAAAGAGGGCGCCUGGGUGGCUCAGUUGGUUAAGCGACUGCCUUCGGCUCAGGUCAUGAUCCUGGAGUCCCGGGAUCGAGUCCCGCAUCGGGCUCCCUGCUCGGCGGGGAGUGUGCUUCUCCCUCUGACCCUCCUCCCUCUUGUGCUCUCUGUCUCUCACUCUCUCUGUCUCAAAUAAAUAAAUAAAAUCUUUAAAAAAAAUAAAAAUUAAAAUUAAAAAAUUAAAAAAUAAGAAAGAUUGUAACCACCUAUAGCCCUGGUAUUUCUGUAACUGUGUUGGUCUAAUUUUAAUUUUAUUGUGUCUUCAUGAAUAAAUGAACCCAAACUUC
Mirounga angustirostris (Northern elephant seal) is the source of this 4807-nucleotide messenger RNA. RefSeq names its product protein O-glucosyltransferase 3 (gene POGLUT3). Bases 42 to 1568 code for a protein of 508 amino acids. Gene Ontology annotation, cellular component: endomembrane system. The transcript has 8 exons. Gene Ontology annotation, molecular function: protein binding; glucosyltransferase activity. NCBI's taxonomy places the organism in Eukaryota, Metazoa, Chordata, Mammalia, Carnivora, Phocidae. The record is from RefSeq and is a predicted model, not a curated record.